Molecule: messenger RNA, 1749 nt
Organism: Talaromyces proteolyticus
Lineage: Eukaryota; Fungi; Ascomycota; Eurotiomycetes; Eurotiales; Trichocomaceae
Product: putative phenylacetyl-CoA ligase
Exons: 6
Coding region: 1-1749 (582 amino acids)
Molecular function (GO): CoA-ligase activity
Source: RefSeq, a predicted model, not a curated record
AUGGUCUUCUAUCCUCCCAGGAGCAUUCCUCCGCUCCCUCUCGUGCCUGACACUAUCCCGGUUUGUGAUUUUAUGCUAGAUGAAGCCCACGGAAGAUGUCCGCUGUCCUCUUCCCUCCAUCCCUUUACGUGUGGUCUCACGGGGAAGACAUAUUCGUGGCUGGAGGUGAAAGAUCGCGUUGAUCAUCUAUCACGCGCCCUCGCCCGGGAGUUUGGCUGGCACCCUAACCAAGGAAGCGAAUGGGACAAGGUCGCCGCAUCCUUUCUUCUCAAUACGAUUGAUACUCUUCCUUUAUUCUGGGCUAUACAUCGAUUGGCUGGCGUAGCAACUCCUGCCAAUGCCGCCUAUUCUGCUGCUGAGCUAACCCAUCAAUUGACUGAUUCCAAGGCCAAAGUGCUCUUCACAUGUAUUCCGCUGUUGAGAACUGCUCUGGAAGCGGCAAACAAAGCUGGAAUCCCACAAAGCAGCAUCUACCUUGUCGAUCUUCCAGCAGAGGUGCUGGGAGGGCCACAGCCCCUGGCGGGGUUUAAGACGCUAGACCAGCUCAUCCAGCAAGGAAAAUCAUUGCCUCCAUUGGAGAAGUUAAAUUGGAGCCCUGGUCAGGGAGCACGAACAACGGCAUUUCUAUGUUAUUCCAGCGGGACGUCAGGGUUACCGAAAGGAGUCAUGAUCUCCCAUCGCAAUGUCAUUGCAAACUCAAUGCAGAUUUGUACCUUUGAGAAUGGCUUUCGCGAAAAGCUCAAACCAAAAGGUCAAUCCACACAAUACUUCGAUGUGACUCUAGGCUUGCUCCCGCAGAGCCAUAUUUAUGCUCUGGUUUACAUAUCCCACGUCGGAACCUAUCGUGGCGAUCAGAUUAUUGUCCUACCGAAAUUCGAAAUCAAAUCCUAUCUCAAUUCCAUCCAGCGAUUCCGUAUUUCGUCACUCGUUAUUGUACCUCCUAUUAUUAUCACAAUGUUACGUAACAAAGACUUGUUGGCAAAGCACGACCUGUCAAGUGUCGAAGCUGUCUUCACAGGCGCUGCACCUUUAGGUGCCGAAACUGCUCAGGAAUUACAGGGUCUCUUCCCCAGUUGGGCAAUAAGACAAGGCUAUGGGUUGACGGAAACAUCCACUGUGGUAAGCGCCUCGUUGCCAUCGGAUAUCUGGUUUGGCUCAAGUGGCAGUCUUCUGCCGGGUUUUGAGGCAAGACUUAUUUCUCCCGAGGGGAAAGAAAUUCUAGAAUACGACACACCAGGCGAGCUUGUUGUCCGAGGACCAAGUGUGGUUCUUGGAUAUCUGAAUAAUGAAAAGUCUACGAAAGAAACUUUUCAAGGAGGGUGGAUGCACACGGGAGACGAGGCUGUGGUACGACUUGGGCCUCGAAAGACGGAACAUAUUUGGAUUGUAGACCGAAUUAAGGAACUCAUCAAGGUCAAGGGUAUGCAAGUUGCUCCGGCCGAAUUAGAAGCGCAUUUACUCGAGCACUCCAUGGUAGCAGAUUGCGCUGUAGUUGGAAUUCUAGAUGAGGCUGCGGGCGAGAUCCCCAAAGCCUUUGUCGUGAAAUCUCCAUCAGCAGCCGGUGACGAUACCACAAUCGCCGAAGCAAUUAAGAAGCAUGUCGAGGAUCACAAAGCCCGACACAAAUGGCUAAAGGGCGGCGUCGAGUUUAUAGAUGUUGUCCCCAAGAGUCCCAGUGGCAAGAUCCUGCGGCGACUUCUCCGGGACAAGGAGAAAGAAGCAAGAAGAAAGGCGGGGAGCAAGCUAUAA